This is a messenger RNA of Ctenocephalides felis (cat flea), 2343 nucleotides long. RefSeq lists its product as uncharacterized. The record is from RefSeq and is a predicted model, not a curated record. The transcript is spliced from 5 exons. Lineage: Eukaryota; Metazoa; Arthropoda; Insecta; Siphonaptera; Pulicidae. The coding region runs from base 1 to 2343 and encodes 780 amino acids.
AUGGCAUUAAGAAAUCGAGAGGUGCAACAAAGUGCGACCGCCGCCAUUAGAGAAAAUAAUCAACGACGAGUUAAUAAUCACAGAGCAUUGGUACGUGCAUCACUUUUGCGCCUGGCGUUUAAUUAUGAUCCUGAAAUUGAUUAUUCAUCACACUCUUUAAUUACCAUUGGUAAUAUGGACAAAGUAUGUAAACAUUGCCUUGCUCUAAAAUUCAGAGGAGAAUCAGCAGGUUUAUGUUGCGCAUCAGGGAAAAUUAUAUUGACAAAAUUAACAACACCGCCGGAACCUUUAAAAACUCUACUAGAUGGAACAACGUCUCAAUCAAAAAUAUUACUAAAAAAAAAUCGCAAAUUUAAUUCAUGUUUUCAGAUGACGUCAUUUGGUGCUACGAAAGUAUUUGAAAAUGAAGAUGGUCGAAAUUUUGAAUCAACAUUUAGGAUACAAGGUCAAGUUUACCACCAAAUCGGUUCAUUGUUUCCCAUGCCUGAUGUGAAUCCGAAAUUCUUACAUAUUUAUUUUAUGGGAGAUGAUGAACGACAAACAAACAUGCGUUGCGAAUUUAAUCACAUACAGCUUAUGGAGGAAAGAGAUAUUGUGAACUCUUUGAAAAUAUUUUCUAAAAACCAUAACCAGUUAUUGCAUUUGUUUAAGACUCUUUCAAGUAGACUAGAAAACGAUGAUUACGCUAUUAUUAUUAGAGCAGACAAAGUGCCGGUUGGAGAACAUGCUGGCGCAUAUAAUGUUCCAACAGUCAAUGAAGUCGCGGUCGUAAUAGCUGGUGAUCUAUGUGAGGGGCGUGAUAUACGUAUACAACGGAGAGAUAAUACCAUACAGAUUAUACAGGACAGUCAUCGUUCUUAUGAUGCUUUGCAGUAUCCAUUGAUAUUUUGGAAAAGUGAAGAUGGGUACCUUUCAAAUAUUAAACAAAGGGAUCCAAAUACAGGUGCAGAACUUGCCAAAAAAGUAAGUGCCAUGGAUUUUUACUGCUACCGAUUAAUGAUUCGAGCUAAUAGAGAAAAUAACAUUCUUAAAUGCAGGCAGCUAUUCCAUCAGUUCGUGGUCGACAUGUAUGUGAAAAUUGAGAGUGAGAGAUUGAGAUUCAUAAAGUUUAAUCAAGCCAAACUCCGCGCUGAGGAAUAUAUACAUUUACGUGAUGCAGUACUUGGUAAUGUAGAUGCAAUGAAUGAUAUUAGUCAGAUUGGUACUGCAUAUAUUCUUCCAUCUUCUUAUAUUGGAAGUCCGCGACAUAUGCAGGAGUACAUUCAAGAUGCUAUGGCUUAUGUUCGUGCAUAUGGCAGACCAGAUCUGUUCAUUACCUUUACGUAUAAUCCCAAAUGGGAUGAAAUAAAAAAAUUGCUGAUGCCGGGACAAACAACGAUGGAUAGGCAUGAUAUAACUGCACGAGUUUUUAAACAGAAGUUGAAAUCAUUGAUUAAUUUGAUAACGCAUCAUUCUGUUUUUGGUGAAACACGCUGCUGGUUAUACUCAGUAGAAUGGCAGAAAAGAGGUUUACCCCAUGCACAUAUUUUGUUGUGGUUAAUCAAUAAGGUACGUUCUGUAGAGAUUGACAAUAUUAUCUCAGCAGAAAUUCCUGAUAAAAAUGUUGAUGAGGAAUUGUUCGAUAUUAUAACUACUAACAUGAUACAUGGUCCAUGCGGUACUCUCACCAUUAUGUCACCCAUGCAUGGGAGCGACAAAGCGAUAUUUGCAAUUAAAAGUAUUAAUGAGAAUGAUGAAAUAACUCGAUAUCAAAUGGGUAGAUACGUCAGUAGCAAUGAAGCUAUCUGGCGUAUUUUUGGUUUUCCCAUACAUGAAAGGAAUCCAUCUGUGGUACAUUUGGCUGUGCAUUUGGAGAACGAUAUUGCUGGAAGAUUUGCUAGAACAUUAUUAUAUACAGAUACACCUAAAUAUUUUACAUGGGAUAAAAAAUUAAAAGAUUGGGUACUUAGAAAACGGGGUAUUCCUGUUUCAGGAUUCGAAGGCAUAUAUAUGACAAACAAUUUGGGUAGAUUGUAUACUGUUCAUCCUAAGCAACGAGAAUGCUUUUAUUUACGUUUGUUGUUGAUUAAUGUUGUAGGACCAAGAUCAUUCCAAAAUUUGAGGACAGUCAAUGGAAUUUUAUAUGAAACUUUUUAUGAUGCGUGCCGUGAGUUGCACUUAUUGGAGAAUGAUAAUCAAUGGGACAUGACUCUUGCAGAUGCAGCACUGAUUUCAUCUGCACAUCAAAUUCGACAAUUAUUUGCAAUAAUAUUAACAACAUGUUUUCCAUCAGAUGCAUCUGCACUGUGGAAUACACAUAAAGACCCAAUGAGUGAGGAUAUUUUGCAUCGAACAAAUAUAUAA